GAGGGUUCAAAAGACCGAUGCAGAGAAUUAACAAAAACGUAGUAUUGGGCCUUCUUACUUUGACCAGCUCAAUCUUUCUCUUGUUCCAGUUGUACUAUUAUAAAUAUUAUCUGUCUCCAAAGAAUGGAGCUGUUUUCCCCAAGAUUAAAGGAAGCAAAGCAGGACAAGACAAUAGUCAAUGGUACGUGGUUAGAAAAUUUCUGAAUUUGGUGGCCAGCCACAACAUAGUUGUGCAUCUGAUUGACCCUCUCCUUUUGGAACUGAUUGACAAAGACUUGGAGCAGCUUCAGACCUUCUCUGAUGUCAGUCACUCAGAAUGCAAAUACUUCUGUACCCCACGGGAUUGUACCACCUUUGGACUACUGGACAAAACUUGGAAACUUGAAGUGAGCUUGUUUCAAGCUGCUGAGAGAAUGGGAUUCCAGUGGCUAAAACUUCAGAGUAAAGAUCCACGUUUGGAAGGCAUGGAAGAUCUCUCUGGAACAGAAGUCCCUCUGCACUACAUCUUCAAACAGGCAACUCAUGCCAUCCAUCUAGUAGUCUUCUAUGAGAGGAGUGGCAACUACCUCUGGCAUGGGCCGCUCCGUCUGAAGCUACACAUGGACAGGACUUUCGUGCCUUUCCAGAAACUACACUUUGGACGCUACUCUGGAGCCUAUGACAAGAUGGAAUUACUGACUCUUUCCAUUGAUGGAUUAAUAGUCCAGAUUCCAAAAGAGCCAUCUAGGUUCCUUGAAGAAAGGUCUCACUCUAGAUUUAUUGAAUGUCGGUACAGGGAAGCUCGAUCGUUCUUCCAGCUGUACCCUGAUGAUACGUCCCCCGAGGCAGUGGAAUUCAGGAAAAAAGCCAAGGCAUUGCUGCGUCUUGCUGCUCUGACACUGAACACUUUAGGAGUACAAUUCUGGCUGAGUAGCGGGACUUGUCUAGGUUGGUACAGACAGUGCAACAUUAUUCCUUACAGUAAAGACCUGGACUUGGGGAUUUUUAUUCAAGACUAUAAGCCAGAUAUUAUUACAGCAUUCCAGAAGGCCGGAUUACCGCUAAAACACAAAUUUGGCAAGGUUGAAGAUAGUUUAGAGCUCUCCUUCCAGGGAGGAGAGGAUGAUGUGAAGCUUGACAUUUUUUUCUUCUAUGAAGAGGAUGACCACAUGUGGAACGGAGGAACCCAGGCCAAGUCUGGCAAGAAAUUUAAGUAUCUCUUUCCCAAAUUUACCCUAUGCUGGACUGAGUUUCUAGAACUUAAGGUGCAUGUGCCAUGUGAAACCCUCCACUAUAUUGAAGCCAAUUAUGGCAAAGACUGGAAGGUUCCUGUGAAAGUGUGGGAUUGGAAAAAUUCACCCCCCAAUGUCCAGCCUAAUGGAAUCUGGCCUAUCAGUGAAUGGGAAGAAGUAAUUCAGCUCUACUGAUUCAUCUGUAAGAUGGUGGCAUCAGAAGAAUAUUUGUUGAUGGUUGCAUCAUGUCUCACCUAGAAAUCAUCAGCAUUGGGAUGCUUCAUGGAUUUGCCACUGUUUCCGUGGUAGGAUGCAUGUGGAAAUCGAUGUACUGCAUC
Messenger RNA from Protobothrops mucrosquamatus (brown spotted pit viper), 1549 nucleotides. It is a transcript of the gene FKTN, whose product is annotated as fukutin. Gene Ontology annotation, cellular component: Golgi membrane. The record is from RefSeq and is a predicted model, not a curated record. The coding region runs from base 18 to 1406 and encodes 462 amino acids. The transcript is spliced from 9 exons. Lineage: Eukaryota; Metazoa; Chordata; Lepidosauria; Squamata; Viperidae.